This is a messenger RNA of Anguilla anguilla (European eel), 4895 nucleotides long. Its product is annotated as dolichyl-diphosphooligosaccharide--protein glycosyltransferase subunit STT3B. Gene Ontology annotation, molecular function: dolichyl-diphosphooligosaccharide-protein glycotransferase activity. Bases 255 to 2627 code for a protein of 790 amino acids. Gene Ontology annotation, cellular component: membrane. The transcript has 16 exons. NCBI's taxonomy places the organism in Eukaryota, Metazoa, Chordata, Actinopteri, Anguilliformes, Anguillidae. The record is from RefSeq and is a predicted model, not a curated record. Gene Ontology annotation, biological process: post-translational protein modification.
GGCCCGCCCAUCUCCACCCCCCACAUCUGAGCAAGUCAUUCAGCUUGUGCAUGAGUGUCAGCUCCUGCCGGGUGUAAUGGUACUCUGCGGAAGCCGUUGCUGCAAAUAAAUACCGGUGGAGUUAUCAAGAGGAUUAGGGGAAGAGGGCCACAUCGAGCGACGGGGAGCUGCGCAGGGUUUGUAGGAGACAGGGGAGCGCGUGGCAGGAGAGGGGCUCUCUUUCCUUCCAUAACACACCGCUUAUCGCUUAGAAUAUGGCGGAGCAGCACACAGUCACCGACGGCAAGCACAAAGCUUCCACGAAUGCCGGGAGCACGCUUCUGGCUAAUAGUCGGCCCAGCGCUGGAGGAACCAGAGGAAGCCUGUCGGGGGGACUGACACAGCCGGCGGGAUGGCAGUCGUUGCUGUCGUUCACCAUACUCUUCCUGGCCUGGUUGGCAGGCUUUAGUUCGAGACUGUUCGCAGUGAUUCGUUUCGAGAGCAUCAUCCACGAGUUUGACCCAUGGUUCAACUACCGGUCGACUCAUCACCUCACCACAAACGGCUUCUACGAGUUCCUCAACUGGUUCGACGAGCGAGCGUGGUACCCCCUGGGGCGCAUCGUGGGAGGAACCGUAUACCCGGGCCUGAUGGUGACGGCGGGCCUCAUCCACUACGUGCUGAACCUGCUGCACGUGACCGUGCACAUCCGGGACGUGUGCGUCUUCCUGGCCCCCGUCUUCAGCGGCCUGACCUCCAUCUCCACCUUCCUGCUCACGCGGGAGCUGUGGAACCAGGGGGCGGGGCUCCUGGCCGCCUGCUUCAUCGCCAUCGUCCCCGGCUACAUCUCCCGCUCCGUCGCCGGCUCCUUCGACAACGAGGGCAUCGCCAUCUUCGCCCUGCAGUUCACCUACUACCUUUGGGUGAAGUCCGUUAAAACCGGCUCGGUCUUCUGGACGAUCGGAUGCUGCCUCUCCUACUUCUACAUGGUUUCUGCGUGGGGAGGCUACGUGUUCAUCAUUAAUCUGAUCCCCCUCCAUGUGUUUGUGCUGCUGCUCAUGCAGAGAUACAGCAGGAGAGUCUACAUAGCGUACAGCACCUUCUUCAUAGUGGGCCUGGUGUUAUCCAUGCAGAUCCCAUUCGUAGGCUUCCAGCCAAUCAGGACCAGCGAACACAUGGCGGCGGCAGGUGUGUUCGCGCUGCUCCAGGCGUACGCCUUCCUGCAGUACCUCAAAGACCGCCUCACCAAGCAGGAGUUCCAGACGCUCUUCUUCCUGGGCGUGUCCCUGGCUGCUGGAGUCGUCUUCCUCACUGUCAUAUACCUGACCUACACAGGCUACAUUGCACCAUGGAGUGGCCGAUUUUACUCUCUGUGGGACACAGGGUACGCCAAGAUCCACAUCCCCAUCAUCGCCUCCGUAUCGGAGCACCAGCCCACCACCUGGGUCUCCUUCUUCUUCGACCUCCACAUCCUGGUCUGCACCUUCCCAGCAGGCCUCUGGUUCUGCAUCAAAAACGUCAACGACGAGCGCGUCUUCGUGGCGCUGUACGCCAUCAGCGCGGUCUACUUCGCGGGGGUGAUGGUGCGGCUCAUGCUGACCCUGACGCCCGUCGUGUGCAUGCUGUCCGCCAUCGCCUUCUCCAACGUCUUCGAGCACUACCUGGGCGACGACCAGAAGAGGGAGAACCCGCCAGCCGAGGACAGCAGCGACGAGGACGACAAGAGAAACUCUGGCAACCUUUACGAUAAGGCCGGAAAGGUGCGCAAGCACGUGUCUGAGCAGGAGAAGUCGGAGGAGGGACUGGGACCCAACAUUAAGAGCAUCGUCACCAUGCUGAUGCUCAUGCUGCUGAUGAUGUUCGCUGUACACUGCACCUGGGUCACCAGCAACGCCUACUCCAGCCCCAGCGUAGUGCUGGCCUCCUACAACCACGACGGGACACGGAACAUUCUGGACGACUUCCGCGAGGCGUACUACUGGUUGCGUCAGAACACGGACGAGCACGCGCGGGUCAUGUCCUGGUGGGACUACGGCUACCAGAUCGCUGGGAUGGCUAACCGGACAACCCUGGUGGACAACAACACUUGGAACAACAGCCACAUAGCCCUGGUGGGCAAAGCCAUGUCCUCCAACGAGAGCGCGGCCUAUCAGAUCAUGCAGAGCCUCGAUGUGGACUACGUGCUGAUCAUUUUCGGGGGCGUGAUUGGCUACUCGGGGGAUGACAUCAACAAGUUCCUGUGGAUGGUGCGGAUAGCAGAGGGGGAGCACCCCAAGGACAUUCGGGAAAGCGACUACUUCACCCCUCAGGGGGAGUUUCGGGUGGACAAGGCCGGCUCUCCCACCCUGCUCAACUGCCUCAUGUACAAGAUGUCCUACUACCGCUUCGGCGAGAUGCAGCUGGACUUCCGGACGCCGCCGGGCUUCGACCGGACGCGCAACGCGGAGAUCGGGAACAAGGACAUCAAGUUCAAGCACCUGGAGGAGGCCUUCACCUCCGAGCACUGGCUGGUGCGCAUCUACAAGGUGAAGAAGCUGGAGAACCGCGAGCCCCUGGACCACAAGCCCCGCGUCUCCAACAUCAUCUCCAAACAGAAGUACACCUCCAAAAAGGUGGGCGUCCUCACUCAAGAUAACCCAGAGUUUUGAGAUGGUCCCUUACACGGCUGCCCAAAGUCCAGUUCUCUGUGCAGCAGAUUGCCAAGAGGAAGCGUGGCUACAUCAAGAACAAACUGGUCCUGAAGAAAGGCAAGAAACUGAACAAGAAGGCAGUGUAAUAUAAUGAUGGGGGAGUAAAAAAAAUAAAUAAAAAAACACACACAAAAAAAGAAAAAAAUUGAAAAUGACAAAUAAGCAAGGAACCCACCAAUGAAGAACAGCCGUUGUCUGGAAGCUCAGAACGUGUUUGCCUUGAGCUCUGGUCCCCCGAGCAGCCCAGUGAAGUGGGGUAAAGAGGUCUCCUGUACACCCGGGGUUGGUCUGCUCCAGAUUUACUUUUACCCAGAGGACUUUUUUUUUGUCUUGCUUUUCUUUUUUGUUUUUUUUUGUACUUGAAUGUGGUGGCAAGGCAAGGCACUGCUCAGUUGGGUCGGUAGCAGGUAUUUUGUGGUACAUGUUCUAUAAUCCAAUAAAUCUGGAAAAAAAAAUCUAAACGGGGAAGAAAAUGUGGUGAAUGUGGGAGCAACUGCAACCAAAGAGCCCUCUUUCCUGCUCCUUGGCACAUGUAAACUUGUUACCUUUUUAAAAAAAUAAAUAAAUAAAAAUCAAAAAGGGGAGGGGAAAAAAAUAGCAUAGCAGACAAGAGUUCCUGACGAAUGUACUGACAAUGUACGACAUGGAGGAACACCACUAUUUAGGUACAGCUUUUCUGUGUCGAUGCAUUCUUUUAGCUUGUUUUUGAAAACUUCAGCUCAAUCUAAAUGUGUAAAUAUGUUAUGUACAAAAAAUGUCUAAUAGGGUUAUAUAAUAUAUAUUGGAAUAUUGUGAUUUUUAAUUCGAAGUUUUUUUUCUUUUGUUCUCUUUGUUACUAGUUGCAAUUUUUUUUUUGUUUUUUAAUCACAGCAGAUCAUUGAAACAGCGAAUGCAAUAAGUCUUGUUUGUAGGGAUUUCAGAUUUCCGUUUGAUGAAGAAUGUGAAUUUUUAAAAUACUUUUGUUGAUUCCAUCACUUAGAUUGUAUAUUCUGCUGCUUGAUUAAAAAGGAAGCAAUGCUAUUUUAAAAAAAGUACAAAAAUGUAAUUAUUCUACCUCCCUCCACCAGAGGGAGCACUCCUGUGAAUAAGAGCAGAGCUUCAGAGUCAGGAGACCAUUGCCAGUUAACACUCACUUUGAUAUUCAGCUUCCUCCUGCCAUUCUCUUGUCUGUUCAUAAACUUAAAACUGGAUUAAUUAAUGAGCUGGAUUAAUUCAUUUCAAAGACUGAUUUAGAAGCUGCAAUAACUGCCCCUAGAGGAGCAAUCUUUUAAUCUUUCAUUACAAUAAAGAAAAAAAAAGGGUAAAUAUUUGGGCACUGGCAGUUCAAAAGUAAAUAUCACCAUUGCUGUCAGUAUCGGCAUCCCCCCUCGCUAUUCACUCUCCUUUUAGCAAAGCCAUGACUGAAACGACAAACUGUUUUAAAAAGGUGACAAGUCUACACAUUUACCGCACGAGACUCCAGAGGGCUUUCGAUCAUCAUUUUAUCAGCACUCUACGGUUUACCUCUUGUUUUUAUCACACUAUCUUUUUUACGCUUUGUUUUUUUCCCAGGAGCCUUUCAGAGAGGGGGGGGAGGUAUGUUGUUUUUCAUCUCUAUUGAUGUGCAAAUUUCUUAGCUUUUUUUUCUUGGAUCGUAUGUAAAAAAGGAUGCAUUUCUAAUGACUGCCUUUCAGAGGCUUCUUAGCCAAUCACAGGACAUCAUAUCAGUUAAGUGCAACUCGAACUUGACCGUAUUUAUUUACGUGAUGAUAAGAAGUUAAAUGUUUUCAGGUUUUUCCCUUCUUUCAUAAGCUAAUCGGCUUUUCCCCUUACACUUCAUUGUAAUACAAUGCUGGUGUCAAAAAUGUAAAUGGAGAAAUUAAAUGGUUUGAUUGAAGCCUUAUAAAUGGAAAGUACGAUUUUUAUUUUUUCAUUAAAAAUUUUCUUUGUUUGGGGGAGGGGGGGUGGCUUUAAUUUUGGUUUAAUUUUAUACUUAUUUGCAUCGUUGGACCCAGCUGUGUUUUUCCAGUGGUGGAGCAGUACCCAUUCUGUCUUCUCUCCUAGUUCUCUGAUCCGCCAUUGCUUGGUUCCUGGUAACCUUUUUUUUUUUUUUUAAGCUUUGUUCUGUGCCCCGCCCCACUCCCUCCUUAACUUUCGCCCAGGUUUACAUUUUUACUUGUUGCUGAGAAGACUUGGUACAGUCCUGUUCGGAAGUAGACAAAAUAAAAUGGACUUUGUGUAAUAAAA